Messenger RNA from Diorhabda sublineata, 7849 nucleotides. RefSeq names its product muscarinic acetylcholine receptor gar-2 (gene mAChR-B). Gene Ontology annotation, molecular function: G protein-coupled serotonin receptor activity; G protein-coupled acetylcholine receptor activity. Bases 253 to 2688 code for a protein of 811 amino acids. The transcript is spliced from 8 exons. The record is from RefSeq and is a predicted model, not a curated record. Gene Ontology annotation, biological process: chemical synaptic transmission; adenylate cyclase-inhibiting G protein-coupled acetylcholine receptor signaling pathway; adenylate cyclase-activating adrenergic receptor signaling pathway. NCBI's taxonomy places the organism in Eukaryota, Metazoa, Arthropoda, Insecta, Coleoptera, Chrysomelidae. Gene Ontology annotation, cellular component: plasma membrane; synapse; dendrite.
AUUCACUUGUUGUCCGACACCGCUCCAACCGCUCUUUCUGGCCAAUCAUGUAUGCUUUGGUUUAACGGUAAUACUGACUGUGUCGUCAUUAUGAAGUUUCCAAGUUUUUGCGCGGGAAUUCCGGCUUUCAUGUAUUGAGGAUGGACUCGUCAAUUUUUGCGAAAACUUUGGAAACUAUGAAAAUCGCGCGACAUGAUACCGAGAGAAAGAAGCAAUGACUACAUUCCGAUCACCGGCUACAGGUGAACCAAGAUGGAGAAUCAUACCACUACAGAGUUCUCUUUACUCAGUACUUUGGAAACUAAUCGUACUACACCAAUUUAUACUCUCGGACCAGAAUUUUUUGCUCAAUGGAAACGUCAAAAACAGCGGGACAAAAUCUGCAAAACAAUCUACAGCGGCGUCCUAACUCUCACUGAAUGCUACGAAUCGUUUAAUGUAUCCCAAAACAUCCCUUGGGAUACAGACGAUCCGCUCAACCUAUUUAGCAACACCGACUGGAGUGGUGGUAAAUACAAAUUACAAAAUAGUACUACUGAUUAUAAUGGUACCGGUACUGGAAACUUCGACAAUAUAUUAACUCCCGUUCUAGCACCAUUCAAUUUAUGGCAAACUAUAUUAAUCGCAAUUAGUUUGGGAAUUUGUAUUAUACUAACGGUAGCUGGAAAUAUAUUAGUUUUAUUGGCUUUCAUCGUCGACAGGAACAUCCGUCAGCCCAGCAAUUAUUUCAUAGCUUCUUUAGCAGCUACAGAUAUGUUAAUUGGUACCGUGUCAAUGCCUUUCUAUACAGUGUACGUUCUCAUGGGUUAUUGGAACCUCGGUCCAUUAUUAUGCGAUCUUUGGCUAUCGGUAGAUUAUACCGUCUGUCUAGUGUCUCAAUAUACAGUACUUCUCAUCACAAUUGACAGAUUUUGUUCUGUGAAAAUAGCUGCGAAAUAUAGAAGUUGGAGAACUAAACAAAGGGUGAUAUGGAUGGUCACCAUAACCUGGAUCAUACCAGCUUUACUAUUCUUCAUAAGUAUUUUUGGUUGGGAAUAUUUUACUGGAUAUAGAGAUCUACAACCAGGAGAAUGUGCGGUGCAAUUUUUAAAGGAACCGGUUUUCAAUACUGCUUUAAUUAUCAGCUACUAUUGGACUACGCUCAUUGUUUUAUUCAUUCUGUAUGGAGGUAUUUACAAAACGGCUUUUGAUAUGCAGAAAAAAAGCGAAGCGAAACAACGGAAAAUGCAGUCUAUGGUGGCAUUAAGCGCAGGUGCAAUGAGUGGUAUGGCGGGACGAGCAGCUGGAAUAGGUCUUUCCAAAACUCAAAGUAACUCGGAAAAUGUUGAUAAGCCUCUUCCUAUUAACAAUGCUUCCGUUGUCAAGGAAAACCAGGACAAAAAUACUUUGACUGUUUUAGAAUCCUACCAAGCUGGAGGAUCAGCUGAUUCCAAUUCAAGCACUACCACUAGUAGUGCAACUACGACUACAACAACCACAACUACAGCAACUUCUUACGAAAAGAAGAAUCUUUGUCCACCUAAAGGUAAACCGGUACAAGAAAACGCUGACAAAUCAGAAAGAUCGAGUAGUCCUGCCUUCGAAUCUGACGAAGACAGCACAGCUCCAGUACAAGAAAAGGAGAAAUGUAAGGAAAAGGAGAAAAAUUUGGCUUCGAAGAAGAGAACGUCGGUAGUUGGGUUGAUUAUGCAAUCGAGUGCACCGUUGCAUGUUUUCACUCAUACCAGAAUCAAUGGGGAUAUAUCUCCUGCUAAAACAAUGGGUCGACAUCAUGAAAACAUUCACCAGCCCAAACCAGAGAAGCCUACCUUCUUUCAGAUCACCGAACAUGAACCUUUAGUCGACUCAUCAAAAUCAGAAAACUACACAGUAAGUGCAAAGCCCUCUCAACCCGACUGCCCUGUUACAAUUGUAAAUAGUAAAAGUUGCGACAGUACUUUGCAGCCCUCUGUAGAUAGUAAAAAGUUCUCUAAUAGUUUAUUAAAAACCAAAUCCACUUAUGAUUUGUUGCUUGGCUUAGAUGGUGCUGAUUUACGUUUUAUGGACGAGAGUUCUAUAGUUGUACCUUCCCCUACAUUAGAAAACCCUCCUCCUAUGAGUAAUACUAGCUCUCCUCGUCUUGUACAGGGCGAGCAGAAACUUCAGACGGAAGUAACGAUUACCGCUGAUCGGCCAAUAACAUCAGUAGUCAAUGAGGAGGAGCGUGCAGGAGAGACUGAGGAAAGCUCACCAUUGGGGGGAAUUUCAGCUAUUAGUCAAACAGGUAAAAACGGUCCUUUCAACACGUCCUACAAUAAUAAACCUAAAUUUUGUUCAGAAUCCAUAGAUAAUCCUAAGAGGGUAUUUGUUAAAUCGAUAGGAAAGAAACUGAAGGCCAAAAAGAAAACUAUCGGCCCUCUAGGCUUCGGAAGACAGAAGUCUAAAUCCGAAAACCGAGCUAGAAAGGCUCUGAGAACGAUAUCCUUUAUUUUGGGAGCAUUUGUUGUUUGCUGGACGCCGUAUCACAUAUUUGCGUUGGUGGAAGGGUUUUGCACAGAUCCUCCUUGUAUCAACAGUCACAUUUACAUGUUUUCAUAUUUUUUGUGCUACGCCAACAGUCCUCUAAAUCCAUUUUGUUAUGCUUUAGCUAAUCAGCAGUUCAAAAAAACUUUUACAAGGAUUUUAAAGGGGGACUUCCAUUUAACUUAGAUAAAUAUAACAACUUUAGAGUUGUUCCUUCCAAACAAAUAUUCCCAAGAAAUUAAAUGUAAUAUAAACAAUUCCAAAUACAAAACAGAAAAUAAAACAUAUCAUAAAAGUUUAGUUUCACUCAAUGAUAUACAUAUCCAUUUAUUUGUAGCUAAUACAUGUAAAAAUGGAUUCAGCUUCAAUAAUAAAAAAUAUUUAAUGAGGUCCUCCUUUUCCUUGCCGAUUACAUUAUAUUUUUUCUGUAAAAUCAACUCUAAAGUUUGUUAUUAAAUAGAUAAAUAGAAAAUAGUGAGUUUAUAGAAAUAGAACAAGGUACUAGAGUGCCAUAUCAAUAACCAUCUAUAUAUUUGUAUAAAAAAUUGGCUGUAACUUCACUUGUAUGGUUGGAUAUAGCCUAGUACCUAAUUGAAAAAUAUUGCAUAUAUUCAAAUAUAUUAUGUUGAUGAAAUACUACAUAAUUGACAAUAGAAAUGAUCAAGAAAUGUAUAAAGCACAAAAUGAAGUAACUGAGCUUUCAAAAAUUUUCUCGUCCUUCCACUCUAUGUAUGAUAAAUAAAUUAAAGUAGCUCUUAUGACUUAUUAUAUUAGAAACAAAAAAUGUGUGCACAGUACCACUCUGUAGAUAUGGUUGAAAAACUGAUUCUGACAAAUAUAUUCGCACAUAUUAUUUGGAAUCACGCCGGCCCUACACUUUUUGUACUAUUAUAAGCGAAGGUGAGAAAUAGUACCGAAGAUGGCGUUGUAUUUUUCAUGGUAAUUUCAGGCUAAUCGAUUUUAUGGAUAGUUUAGAUAAAUAUAAUCGAUGAUUCUGCAGGCACAUCCAAGGUAGACGGGAGGGAUACAAAAUUUUGAUUAUGUAAAAACGAAACAAUACAAAAAGUUGUUGUGGUCGCUUAAUAAUUUGUGGAGUGAUUGUUCGCAUAAUAGAAAAAAUCACAUAAAUUUCAGCCGCACAGAUAACGGUGGAUGACACGUCAGUAGCCGAUUUACACUUGAUUAAAAAAUUAGUUUUGAUUUAUUUCAUUUCGAAUGAAAUUCAAACAAAACACUAUUUUUAGGAUAUAAAGGAUUUUCGUGAGCUGACUGACAAUAUAAAUAUACAUAGAAUCUGUAGAUUAGAAUAAAUUUAAUAGAUCGAAAUACCAAGUGACAUAGUAAACAGAAAAAACAGUAUUAAUAAUUUCUAGUAUGACAGUUUUCAACCUACGGUCAAUGUGAAUUAAUUCAGUCAAAAUAUAAGUAGAGAUUUUAUUUAUUAAACAACUGCCGUUUGUUGAUAAUCUACUCACAUUAACAAAAAGAAAAAUUAUUGUCAACAUUAGCUCUUUCCGAGUCUAUUAUUAUAUAAUUAACUAAAACUUUUUUCUUCAAUAUGUUAUCGGUGUAUAUUAAAGUCUAUUUAUCGAAAGAAAAUAGUAAACCAAUACAUAUUCACGCAUAAUGCAAGUGAUCAAAGUUAAAAACGCCAAAGCCGAGCAUGUAACAGGACCGCACUCCGCACUUAAGAAAUUAUUUGCGAUUUCAUACAGCAGAUUAUCUAAUACCAUAUAUUAUAAAUAAUUAAGCACAAUUAUUAUUAUUAAAAAUAUAUACAAUGUAAACAUGCAGUUUGGAAUAGAUAUAAAGUGAACAACCAAAACACACACACACACACACAUACACACACAUAGCAUCUUAUUGUUAACACCAAGCUUGCCUUGAGGAUUGUAUGGUGGAUUCCACCCAAAACUUAUCCUUAGUAUGUCCAGCGAUACCCAGUUUCAUCCAGGUAGUAAAUUUUUCUAUUGUUUUCACGAAAUUUAUUAAUUAUUCUAAGGUAUUAUCGGUUUCACACAAUUAUUUCUGCUUUUUCUGGUAAUAAUCUGUUCCUUUCUUGUUUUUUGUUCCAAUAUCCCAUUUUAUUCAAUAAAUAAAGUCCUUGGCUUCUUUAACAACUCCUAGAACUUCAUCCACUGGUAGAUAAUUCAUUUUGCAAGAAAAAAUUGUGCACAAUCAUUUUCUUGCAUUUCAUUUUUAUAAAUAUUCACAAUCAUUUGUUUUCGCUAGCUCUUCUUAGGCGGAGUAAAUCUAACGUCAACAACUUCAUCAUCUGUCUCCGUGUCAAACAUAUUAAACAUAUUAAACAAAUUAAGCACCAGACACAUAUAAACAAUCUCCCUGCAAUACGAUAAUACGAGGCCGUCCCUGUACUACACUUGAUCUUUAGGCGCUUGCCACAAUAUACCAUGUGGUAUAUUGUGGGGCCACUGAUCUGGACAAACAACAAUGCCGCAAUGAGUUUAUCUGGGAUGUUCACGUACUGAUAACGCACUGAUCAUUGUUUUGGUUUACCAUUUUUCAUCGAUAAAUAGACUUUAGAUUCAUCGUCAAUGUUUCAAAAGUAACGAAUUUUCAAUUUCUAUUCGUAUCCUUUUCGUUUUAUUUCAAAUGGAACUUUGAUUUAGAAUGAUUAUGAUAGAAGAAUAGAGUUUGGUGGAACAUGUCUUUUGGAGUCAACGUCAUCCCUAAUUCUAGCAAUGAAUUCUUUAAAUGGGAGUGUUAUAAGUUGUUGCCAUUAUUGUAACGAAAACCCGCAUAUCUUCUGGCACAAUACUCACGAACAAAUAGUAUUAUUGGACUGAAUCCUUCCUGAUUAACAUUAGUUCAUUUAAUCGUAAUCAAACUUUUCUAAAUAACACAAAAGUUACUAAUUUACUGAAUAGUAAUAAUCUUUUUACAAAAAAUGAAUCUGUAUCAGUGAUUUUAAAUUUUUGAAACUAGUAACACUUUCCUUUUAGUUUUUUCACACAUUAUUUCGCUACUUCUUAAUUUUUCACAUUAGAAAUCUACUACCUAUCUCAACGGUGCAAUGAGUGGUAUAGAUGUUUUUUGAAAUAAAAAAUCUUUUACUUUUAACAAAUGUUUGUCAAGAAUUUAUAUUAUAUAGGUUUUGAAUGGUCAUUUACACAUCAUGUUUCUACAUUCCUUUAAUUGGAUAGGGGGUGUAAGUAAAAUUUGUAUGUUGAGGUUCGAUCAGACAAUAAAUAAUGCAAAUUGUCAAUUAAGAAAUGUCAACUAGUGAUUGUGAUUAUAAAAAUCUUCAUAUAAAUAGGACAGUAAAGGUGAGUUCAUUCAGAAAAAAAAGAUAAGAGAAAAUGAAAAUAACAUAGAGUUAACACAAAGAAAUAACAUAAUCUAAGAUAUAAGCUCCACUUAAUCAAAUUUUGUGCGUGCCAAUUUCAAUAUCACUUUGUCCCGAUAUUUUUCUGAACCUAACUAGAAAGUAGUAUUUAAUACGGAAAUUUUUACAUGCUGACCUUUUCCAAAAAUACUCAAAGAAUUCCAAAAAAACAUCAAGAAAAUAAACUUUUUUAGGUUACAUCUACAAAGCAACUUUAGUUUUCAACCACGGACAAGUGAUUUUGUUUGGAAUGUAUGAGAAAAAUCUAUUAGUGCUAAAACGUCAAAGCCAGUCGUGGAAUGCGUUUUCACAACAAGCUUAAGAUAUUUUGUGAGGCUGUGUUCAACUAUGAAAAAUGCUUUUAUUUUCAUAUAAAUUUUGGUAUGUUAUAAAAAACAAAAGCACUGCCUGAAAAGAAAUAUGUUAAAUUUUGUAGUCAAGUUGAAUAUACCUGUAUAUGCAAUAUUUUUUAUCGAUAUCAAAACCCAAGCACUGCAAUUUUCUUGAUAAAACGGCGAUAAUUAUAAGAAAAAAUAUAGUUAGUGAAGAAUAAAUCAAUAAAAUUAGUAAUAGUAAGCAGACAAUAAUAGAUAAUUCCGAAUUAGAAACUUAUAUCAAAGUGAUAUAAAAUUUGAAAUUAUGGCAGUUUUUUAUGAAGAAGUAAUUCUAGGAAGCAUUUUGAAUUAAUUAACUCAUAUAAAAUAUUUAUUAGUAUUUUGUCUCAAAAAUAGAUUCAACAAUUAAUAAUUUUUUCUUAUCAUUUUCUCAAUACAAUAAUUGUGGUAUUUAUACGAAUGUGAAAGAAUAGGUUAACUCAAACAGUAUUAUAACGAUUUAAUGUACUGUUUUUACUACCCCAACUCUUAAAACAAAUGAAGCUUGUUUAAAAGGUUGGUUGUUUCGACGCCUUCGAAAAAGCUCCUCUUUAAUUAAAAAAACACUGGGAAUUUUUUUUGCUUCAGAACAACACGUACCUCUACAAAAUCUAACUUAGUUUUUCGGUAUAAACAUUUUUUAUGAGAAUUUAUCAGGGAAAAUAUAAUUUUAUACCAAAUAUAAAAAAGUUGACCACUGAAAUCAAUAAAACAACAAUAUUUGAUCAAAAUAACAAUAAACAAAAAUCUGAAUUAAAAAAUUUUCCAGGUUGAUUCAGUCUAUUAAAUUAAAAAAAAAAACAAAGAUAUUCAAAUUGAUAUUUUUAUUUUAAAAUUACGAUAGAACAAAUGUUAUUUUAAUAUUUAUAUUUUUUCACUCAAAGCCUCAAGUAAACUUUCUUUCGUGUUGUCAAUGACUUGUCUUCUAUAAUCAUCUAAGUUUGAAUGAGGAAUUGUUUCUGUCCUUCAUCUUUUUUAUCAAAUCCUUGUACUCUCUGUUAUUCAUUCAAAACAAGCUUUAGAGGGCAACGCAAAAAUUUAAUUUUUAACAACCACCCUUUUGUUCAAUGUAUAUAAAUAGAUACUUAUCAGCUGUUACUACAAACACUUUCAGAAAAUCAGUUUCAGAGAAGUACAAACGAAUACAACUUAUUAUAAGAAGUGUUUACAUGUUUUAAAUAAUCUUAAAUAAAUUUAUACUUUAGUUUUAACAUAACUACACAAUUGUGAACUUUUUCACAAAUUCUCAAAUUUUGUAUAGACAUUUUUACACCUUUCUAUUAAUACAAUUUAAUAUAGUAUGUUGAAAACUUUUUAUCUAAUGACAUUUACAUAAUCACUGAUACAUUGUCGUCUUAUUUGAUAUAUUUUUGUUAUCCUCUAAAAUAUUCAAAAUGCUUCAUGCUUUCAACUAGAAAUGAUCUUUUUCCAAACAAUUGAUACUCACGAUUGAUUUAUAUAAGAAUUGUAUGUAUAUUUGUAUUGUAUAAUAAGUGUAAACUGUAAAUUAGAUUAUAAGAACCAUUUAGUUUACAAAAAAGUGAUGUUAGCCUGCUGUAUUUGAGCCCUAAAGCACGAUAACGUCGACUUAUGUAAAUAAAGUAAAAAAUAAAGAUGAUUUUUCAUA